This is a messenger RNA of Corylus avellana, 8249 nucleotides long. NCBI's taxonomy places the organism in Eukaryota, Viridiplantae, Streptophyta, Magnoliopsida, Fagales, Betulaceae. The record is from RefSeq and is a predicted model, not a curated record.
AUGGUUCCUCAUAAAAGCUGUAAAGAAAUGCUUCCUCCUUCUCCUCCGAAACUAUCUCAAGCUCAAGAGGAUAAACUGGCCGCAGACAGCAGAUACAAGUCGCUAUGGACGGCCUGGACAAAUCCUAUUCCAGCGGUGAGGAUAUAUUCAGCUCGAGGAGAAUGGGUUCUACAGAAUGCAGAUCUUCUUGAGAGUAGCAAGUUGAAGUUGAUGCAUUAUAUUGUCGACGUAAAAUUUGAUCAGAGCCUUAUAUUAUGGCAUGUUGCUACAGAACUCUGCUACCAGAAUGAGGAGGAGGAGGAGGAGAUUCAUGAAGACAAAAUAAGAUUCCGCGAUACCUGUGCCGAGGCCACACACUUCUUCAAUAGAAAGCCCGACGACCAUGGACAAGAGCAAUUUGAUCAAGAGCAUAAAGAGGCAUGUGCUAGAAUCCUUGAAGAGGAGCAAAGAUGGGGUGUAAUGAGUGAAGUGUGGGUGGAAAUGUUGUCUUAUGCUGCAAGCCAUUGCGAGCCCAAUGUUCAUGCUGCUCAACUAAACAGAGGAAGAGAGCUUAUAACCUUUGUUUGGGAUUCUAGAUUAAGAAUUAUUCAUAGAGAUCUAGAAGCAAGUAACAUCUUGUUGGAUGAAGAGCUAAAUCCAAAAAUAUCAGAUUUUGACAUGGCUAGGAUGUUUGGGAUCAAUGAAGAUCUAGCCAAUACUACAAGGGGUUACAUGUCCCCUGAAUAUGCAAUGAAAGGACGAUUUUCAGAGAAAUCAGAUGUCUUCGGUUUCAGAGUGUUGUUACUCGAGAUAAUUAGUGGAAGAAAAAAUUCUAGCUUUUAUGAUGAUGAGCAGGCCAUGAGCCUUCUAGGAUUUCAACCUGCAUUUACUGAAAGGCAGAUUGCCCCAGAUGCAAGCUCCUCUCAGCACAACCCAAGUAAACCCUCUGUUAACAAUGUUACUGUUACAAUGGUUCAAGGCCGGAGCUGCAAUGUCUUCGCAAUAGAUAUUGAAGAGGCUUUGCAUCAUGCAGUAUCAAGAAGCACCAAACACAAAGGAGAAGUUAAGCAAGAUUCCUUGAGAAGGAGGCAACAGGAUACUGGAACAACUUGUAUUGUUGCAGAGAUUCCUAGAAGGCCUGAGUCAGACUAUAAGAUAUCCCUAUUCUUUCUUCUUCUUCUUAAUCCUGCCUCCUGGAAUUCAAAAUCUUCAUUCUCACAAACGAGCAGCUUCGAAACUAUGGGACUUGUUCGAAAUACCAACUUGUCAGCUCUUCUUGUCUUGCUAUGUUGCUUUCGUUUAGAGUUUGGCUCUGCCACAGAUACCAUCACAGCCGCAAAAUUCAUUAGCGACCCUGAAACCAUAAUCUCCAAUGGGGGUGACUUCAAACUGGGAUUUUUCAGCCCCCCAAAUUCUACCUUUCGCUAUGUUGGAAUAUGGUAUGCUAACAUUUCUGUGCCCACUUUCAUAUGGGUUGCUAACAGAAACAAUCCCCUCAAGAAUUCCUCUGGAAUUCUUACCAUAUCCGAAGAUGGCAAUCUGGUAGUGUUAGAUGGGCAAAAGAAGCUUCUUUGGUCAUCAACUUUAACAAAUUCUGUUGGCAAUUCGAGUGCCCAGCUUUUAGAUUCUGGAAACCUUGUUUUGCGAGGAAACACUACAGGGGCAAUCAUAUGGGAGAGUUUCCAGCAUCCUUCUAAUACAUUCAUAAAAAAUAUGAAAAUUAGUACGGAUGUUAGAACGGGUAAGAAAGUGCAGCUGACAUCCUGGAAAAGUCCUUCUGAUCCAUCCAUUGGAAACUUCUCUGCCGGUAUUGAGGUUCGAAAUAUUCCUGAAAUUUUCAUCUGGAACGACAGUAACGCAUAUUGGCGGAGUGGUCCAUGGAACGGCAGAGUCUUCAUCGGAGUACCGAACAUGUAUUCUGUAUAUCGUGAUGGAUUUAGUCUUGCAGACGAUAAAGAAGGAGAAUUCUAUUUAACUUUUUCCUAUUCGAACGAGUCUUUCCCAAAACAUUAUGUCUUGAAUGAGCAAGGAAAUCUACUUCGAGUAGAUAGCAAAAAUGGGGAGGAUGGGGAGGUCACGGCGUCAACUUUCCAGACUGAGUGCGAUGUUUAUGGCAAGUGUGGGGCAUUUGGAAGCUGUAAUUCACAUAAUUCACCAAUUUGCAGCUGUUUACGGGGGUUUGAGCCAAAAAACACAGAAGAAUGGAACAGAGGAAAUUGGACUAGUGGAUGUGUGAGGAGGACACCCUUGCAGUGUGAGAGGGUGAACAAUGGCAGUGAUGGGGACAAAAAAGAUGGAUUUUUGAAACUGACGAUGAUGAAAGUGCCAGACUUGGCAGAUUGGUCAUCUGCUCGUGAAGAAAAUUGUAGAAACCAAUGCUUGGAGAAUUGUUCUUGUAUUGCUUACGCAUUUGAUGCUGGCACUGGUUGUAUGCCAUGGACAAGAAGCUUAAUUGACGUACAGAAAUUCUCGAGUGGCGGAGUUGAUCUUUAUGUUCGUGUGGCCUAUUCAGAACUUGAAAAAGAGGAAAAUGUGAAAGUAAUCGUGACAGUCACAGUCACAGUGAUCAUAGGAGUAAUAUUUACUGGCAUAUGCACUUACAUAUUCUGGCGUUGGAUGGCUAAACAAAAAGCAAGGAAGAAGAAAACCAAGGAGAUGUUACUGUUGAACAUAAGGGAAGCAUAUCCAAAAUUUCCUGGUGAAGACAAGCAUGGAGACAGAUUGAACCAAGUUAAACUCCAAGAUCUACCGUUAUUCAAUCUUCAAGAGCUAGCAAGUGCAACAAACAACUUCCAUCUAUCAAAUAAGCUUGGGCAGGGUGGAUUUGGUCCCGUAUACAAGGGAAAACUGUUGGAUGGACAGGAAAUUGCAGUAAAAAGACUUUCAAAAGCCUCUGGACAAGGUCUAGAAGAAUUUAUGAAUGAGGUGGUGGUAAUCUCUAAACUCCAACACCGAAAUCUUGUUAGACUCCUUGGCUGCUGUGUUGAUGGGGAAGAACAGAUGUUGGUCUACGAAUACAUGCCAAACAAAAGUUUGGAUGCAUUUCUCUUUGAUUCAAUCAAAUCAAAAGUACUAGAUUGGAGAAGACGCUUCAACAUUAUGGAAGGAAUUGGUCGAGGUUUGCUGUACCUUCACAGGGAUUCCAGAUUAAGGAUUAUUCAUAGAGAUUUAAAGGCAAGUAACAUCUUGUUAGAUGAAGAGCUAAAUCCAAAAAUAUCAGAUUUUGGCAUGGCUAGGAUUUUCGGGGGUAAUGUAGAUCAGGCCAAUACUACAAGGGUUGUUGGAACAUAUGGCUACAUGUCCCCUGAAUAUGUAAUGCAAGGGCGCUUUUCAGAGAAAUCAGAUGUCUUCAGCUUUGGAGUGUUGUUACUGGAGAUAGUUAGUGGGAGAAGAAACAAUAGCUUUUACGAUGAUGACCAUGCUAUGCACCUUCUAGGAUUUGCAUGGCAAAUGUGGAAUGCAAACAACUUUGUGGCAUUAAUAGACCCGAUGAUUCGUGAACCCUGCUUUGAAAUGGAAAUUUUGAGAUGCGUACACGUUGGGCUGCUGUGUGUGCAAGAAUUUGCCAAAGAUAGGCCAACUGUCUCCACUGUUAUUUCCAUGCUUAAAAGUGAGACUCUUGAUCUGCCUCUUCCAAAGCAACCUGCAUUCACGGAAAGGCAAAUUGCCCCAGAUGCUGACUCCUCUCAACAGAACCCAAGUAAAUGCUCUGUUAAUAAUGUUACUGUUACAAUGGUUCAAGGCCAUUUUACUUCUGGUCGCACCAUUCAGAAAGAGAACAGAAAGUUGGAAGAUACCAUAACUGCUGUUUCUUUGGAGGAUAAUGCCCUCUGGCUAAGGCAGCUGGUUGGGCUCCUAGGCCAGUUCGUUCUCUUCGUCCAAUCCUUCAGCCAAUACCAACCCAGAAACAAGUUAUGGCUCCCUACUUUCCUUCUGUUUCUCUCUGGAACCAUCAAGUAUGGUGAGCGAACACGUGCUUUAUAUCGGGCAAACCUGAAAAACUUCCGGAAAUCGAAUCUUACAGCACCGGACCCAGGGCCUAACUAUGCAAAGCUCAUGGAGGAAUACGCUUCGAAGAGAGAGGCCAGCCUCCCAACGCAAAUAGAGUUGAUACGAGAACCUAAUCAAGAAUCCAAGACUUCACGUUACCCAGUCGAAGAAGGCAGGCUGGGAGCGCGAAGAGAGCCGGCUAUUUUCCAGAACAGAGACUCAGAGGAUGCCUUUCAAGUGCUAGCGAUUGAACUCAACUUCUUCUACGAACUUCUCUACACCAAGGUUAUCGUACUGUAUUUGAAGUUUGGAUACUUUGUUCGAUUUACAUCGUGGUGUGCGGUUGUGGGAGCCAUUUCAACCUUCUAUUCAAUAGAUAAGAAUGAUUUUCGCAAGAUUGACGUUGGAAUUACAUAUACCUUGCUCUUUGGUGCCAUAUUCUUGGAUACAAUUGCUCUGUUUAGGAUGGCUUUCUCUGAUUGGGUUGCUGCUUCCAUCCAGUUGUCAUCCAGGCAAAAUAAGUACGUAGUAGCUGUAAAGAAAUGGUUCCUCAUAAAAGCUGUAAAGAAAUGCUUCCUGUUUCUCCUCCGAAACUAUCUCAAGCUCAAGAGGAUAAACUUGCCGCAGACAGCAGAUACAAAAGAUCCCGAUUCUGGCAUUACGAAGAGGAUAUAUUCAGCUCGAGGAGAAUGGGUUCUACAGAAUGCUGAUCUUCUUGAGAGUAGCAAGUUGAAGUUGAUGCAUUAUAUUGUCGACCUAAAAUUUGAUCAGAGCCUUAUAUUAUGGCAUGUUGCUACAGAACUCUACUACCAGAAGGAGAAGGAGAAGGAGGAGAUUCAUGAAGACAGUAGUAGUGAUCAUCGUCAAUCUUGUAAAGAAAUGUCUGAUUAUAUGUUAUAUCUUCUAGUUAUGCAGCCCACAAUGAUGUCUGCUGAAGCACGUAUUAGCGAAAUAAGAUUCCGCGAUACCUGUGCCGAGGCCACACACUUCUUCAAUAGAAAGCCCGACGAGGCGACGACCAUGGACAAGAGCAAUUUGAUCAAGAGCAUAAAGAGGGAUUCUAGAUUAAGAAUUAUUCAUAGAGAUCUAAAAGCAAGUAACAUCUUGUUGGAUGAAGAGCUAAAUCCAAAAAUAUCAGAUUUUGGCAUGGCUAGGAUUUUUGGGAUCAGUGAGGAUCAGGCCAAUACUACAAGGGGUUACAUGUCCCCUGAAUAUGCAAUGAAAGGGCGAUUUUCAGAUAAAUCAGAUGUCAUUAGUUUCGAAGUGUUGUUACUCGAGAUAAUCAGUGGAAGAAAAAAUUCUAGCUUUUAUGAUGAUGAGCAGGCCAUGAGCCUUCUAGGAUUUUCAUGGAAAAUGUGGAAUGCAGACAACAUUGUCGCAUUAACAGACCCAAUCAUACGUGAACCAUGCUUUGAAAUGAAAAUUUUGAGAUGCAUACAUGUCGGGCUGCUGUAUGUGCAAGAAUUUGCUAAUGAUAGGCCAACUCAACCUGCAUUUACUGAAAGGCAGAUUGCCCCAGAUGCAAGCUCCUCUCAGCACAACCCAAGUAAAUACUCUGUUAACAAUGUUACUGUUACAAUGGUUCAUGGCCGGAGCUGCAAUGUCUUCGGCAUAGAUAUUGAAGAGGCUUUGCAUCAUGCAGUAUCAAGAAGCACCAAAUACAAAGGAGAAGUUAAGCAAGAUUCCUUGAGAAGGAGGCAACAGGAAGUCAUGAGCCAUAAUUUGAGCUUUUUGUUUUUUCAGUUGAAAGUGGAUAUUUGUAAGAGAUUCCUAGAAGGCCUGAAGUUUGGCUCUGCCACAGAUACCAUCACAGGCGCAAAAUUCAUUAGCGACCCUGAAACCAUAAUCUCCAAUGGGGGUGACUUCAAACUGGGAUUUUUCAGCCCCCCAAAUUCUACCUUUCGCUAUGUUGGAAUAUGGUAUGCUAACAUUUCUGUGCCCACUUUCAUAUGGGUUGCUAACAGAAACAAUCCCCUCAAGAAUUCCUCUGGAAUUCUUACCAUAUCCGAAGAUGGCAAUCUGGUAGUGUUAGAUGGGCAAAAGAAGCUUCUUUGGUCAUCAAAUUUAACAAAUUCUGUUGGCAAUUCGAGUGCCCAGCUUUUAGAUUCUGGAAACCUUGUUUUGCGAGGAAACACUACAGGGACAAUCAUAUGGGAGAGUUUCCAGCAUCCUUCUAAUACAUUCAUAAAAAAUAUGAAAAUUAGUACGGAUGUUAGAACGGGUAAGAAAGUGCAGCUGACAUCCUGGAAAAGUCCUUCUGAUCCAUCCAUUGGAAACUUCUCUGCCGGUAUUGAGGUUCGAAAUAUUCCUGAAAUUUUCAUCUGGAACGACAGUAACGCAUAUUGGCGGAGUGGUCCAUGGAACGGCAGAGUCUUUAUCGGAGUACCGAACAUGUAUUCUGUAUAUCGUGAUGGAUUUAGUCUUGCAGACGAUGAAGAAGGAGCAUUCUAUUUAACUUUUUCCUAUUCGAACGAGUCUUUCCCAAAACAUUAUGUCUUGAAUGAGCAAGGAAAUCUACUUCGAGUAGAUAGCAAAAAUGGGGAGGAUGGGGAGGUCACGGCGUCAACUUUCCAGACUGAGUGCGAUGUUUAUGGCAAGUGUGGGGCAUUUGGAAGCUGUAAUUCACAUAAUUCACCAAUUUGCAGCUGUUUACGGGGGUUUGAGCCAAAAAACACAGAAGAAUGGAACAGAGGAAAUUGGACUAGUGGAUGUGUGAGGAGGACACCCUUGCAGUGUGAGAGGGUGAACAAUGGCAGUGAUGGGGACAAAAAAGAUGGAUUUUUGAAACUGACGAUGAUGAAAGUGCCAGACUUGGCAGAUUGGUCAUCUGCUCGUGAAGAAAAUUGUAGAAACCAAUGCUUGGAGAAUUGUUCUUGUAUUGCUUACGCAUUUGAUGCUGGCACUGGUUGUAUGCCAUGGACAAGAAGCUUAAUUGACGUACAGAAAUUCUCGAGUGGCGGAGUUGAUCUUUAUGUUCGUGUGGCCUAUUCAGAACUUGAUAAAGAGGAAAAUGUGAAAGUAAUCGUGACAGUCACAGUGACAGUGAUCGUAGGAGUAAUACUUACUGGCAUAUGCACUUACAUAUUGUGGCGUUGGAUGGCUAAACAAAAAGCAAGGAAGAAGAAAACCAACGAGAUGUUACUGUUGAACAUAAGGGAAGCAUAUCCAAAAUUUCCUGGUGAAGACAAGCAUGGAGACAGAUUGAACCAAGUUAAACUCCAAGAUCUACCGUUAUUCAAUCUUCAAGAGCUGGCAAGUGCAACAAACAACUUCCAUCUAUCAAAAAAGCUAGGGCAGGGUGGAUUUGGUCCCGUAUACAAGGGAAAACUGUUGGAUGGACAGGAAAUUGCAGUAAAAAGACUUUCAAAAGCCUCUGGACAAGGGCUAGAAGAAUUUAUGAAUGAAGUGGUGGUGAUCUCUAAACUCCAACACCGGAAUCUUGUUAGACUCCUUGGCUGCUGUGUUGAUGGGGAAGAACAGAUGUUGGUCUAUGAAUACAUGCCAAACAAAAGUUUGGAUGCAUUUCUCUUUGAUUCAAUCAAAUCAAAAGUACUAGAUUGGAGAAGACGCUUCAACAUUAUCGAAGGAAUUGGUCGAGGUUUGCUGUACCUUCAUAGGGAUUCCAGAUUAAGGAUUAUUCAUAGAGAUUUAAAGGCAAGUAACAUCUUGUUAGAUGAAGAGCUAAAUCCAAAAAUAUCAGAUUUUGGCAUGGCUAGGAUUUUUGGGGGUAAUGUAGAUCAGGCCAAUACUACAAGGGUUGUUGGAACAUAUGGCUACAUGUCCCCUGAAUAUGCAAUGCAAGGGCGCUUUUCAGAGAAAUCAGAUGUCUUCAGCUUUGGAGUGUUGUUACUGGAGAUAGUUAGUGGGAGAAGAAACAAUAGCUUUUACGAUGAUGACCAUGCCAUGCACCUUCUAGGAUUUGCAUGGCAAAUGUGGAAUGCAAACAACAUUGUGGCAUUAACAGACCCGAUGAUACGUGAAUCCUGCUUUGAAAUGGAAAUUUUGAGAUGCAUACACGUCGGGCUUCUGUGUGUGCAAGAAUUUGCUAAAGAUAGGCCAACUGUCUCCACUGUUAUUUCCAUGCUUAAAAGUGAGACUCUUGAUCUGCCUCUUCCAACGCAACCUGCAUUCACGGAAAGGCAAAUUGCCCCAGAUGCUGACUCCUCUCAACAGAACUCAAGUAAAUGCUCUAUUAACAAUGUUACUGUUACAAUGGUUCAAGGCCGAUAGCUAGUAUGUUAGUUUGAUUUUGGACUUGUUAAUUAUAUGAUUUACGUAGU